CUACUCCGUACUAUCACCGCCGCACCGGAGAUCGCACGCAACCCCGCGCAAAGAGAUUCCGCCCCACGUUACGAAAACUAAGUAAACCCUGUUUACAACUGGGGUCUACGACGUGGUAUUGCUGGGCGUCUCGUCGCGCAAUUCGACAUGCUGGGCUUUCGAAUGUCGGCCUAAACUCCAAUGACGGACAAUCAUCCUUCUCCCGAUUACUCCCGCCCUCAGUUUCCUGCCCAUCAUGAGCCACGGGUUUGGGUGAUCACGGCUGGAGACUCGCCUAUCGGGAUAUCAGUUACUCGCCAGAUUCUCAAGCAUGGUGACUGCGCUCUGGUAGGACGGGCGUACUCAGAGUCAGAUCGAGACGAAUGUCGUCGCGAUGGCUUCGACGCAUUUCUGGCCGAGAUCGAGAGCCACAGCGACGAGGGAUGGGGGCAGCGAUUCAUGGCUGUUCCCCUCGAUAUAAGAAUGGUCGGUGAAUGCCAAGCAGUGGUCGCGCAAGCCGUUGCGACAUUCGGGAGAGUAGACAUUCUCCUUUGCUGCACAAGUCAAGCCCUCAUUGGUACAGUGGAAGAGCUAGCAGCUUCCCAACAGACCUUGAACUUGGUUCGGGAUCAGUUCGAGAUCAACUAUUUCGGCCCCUUGAACAUCAUCAAGGCGACACUUCCCCAUAUGCGUAGACAAAAGUCAGGGCAUAUCAUGAUUCUUUCUGGCAUAACUGCUCACAUCGGCACACCGGGCUUAGGAAUGUACUGCGCUGCAGGCUGGGCUCUUGAGGGCUUUUGCGAUAGUCUCGCAUACGAGAUAGCCCCCUUCAAUGUCAAACUUACCAUUUUCCAGUGCAGCAUUGAAAUCGGAAUCCUGACCAAUCUGGUUACAAGUGUACCUCCAAUCACCCCCGUCUACUCUUCCUCAGUCAACCAUGCGCCGUUGUUCCGCGGGAUCUUGAAUCGUCUCGUCUCUCGCCUGCCUAACCAUGAUGCUCGUAACACGGGUCUAGCAAAUGGCUCGGUCAGCUCCCACCGAAGUAAUCCUUUCGAAGACGGUCCGUUUUCUGCGCCAGAUGUCAUCUCCACGUACCCUCCGCUCAGCUCUGCGCACAUGGAAGUCCUGGUCACCGAGACCGUGUAUGCUAUAACGGCAAUUGGGGGCCAUGAAAACCCACCCUCGCGACAUAUUGUGGGCCAGGAGGGUGUUGCUAGUGUAAAGGAAAAGUUGAAGACGGUCAGCGAAGAACUCGAGGACUUCAUUCAAUCUAGCUUUGCUGUUGACUAUGCGGCCGAUGAUACUAGCCGGAUACCCAAGGAUGACGGCAUGGGCACUGGUCAGGAAGCAACCUGAAGCAAGUUCAUGAAUCAAUUAAUAAAGCAUGGCGACAUGUUGUCAGCCAGCCAGUUUCAUCCGAUUUCUACUAUCCUAGACUAGUCCAAUGACAGGCUGUGUUUAGAUCGAAUUCACCCAGGCUCGGUCGAAACGGUACCUACAUCAAUUAUGUUGAUGUUCCCCUCUUGUUCUCGCGCACAAACCAGGCUUGUCUGACUUCCCACAAGCUCCCUAUGUCCUGGUUGUUUCUGUGAGCUCGGAACUCCUUCCAAGCAUUACCAUUUGGCACCUUCUUGAUCCGCCCAUCUAUUUCUAUGAUUUUCGAGGCCAAUGCAUUGAGUCCCUGGAUGUUGGAGACUAUAAUCUCCUUAG
Aspergillus brunneoviolaceus CBS 621.78 is the source of this 1689-nucleotide messenger RNA. RefSeq names its product short chain dehydrogenase/reductase family protein. The record is from RefSeq and is a predicted model, not a curated record. The transcript has 5 exons. NCBI's taxonomy places the organism in Eukaryota, Fungi, Ascomycota, Eurotiomycetes, Eurotiales, Aspergillaceae. The coding region runs from base 181 to 1335 and encodes 384 amino acids.